AUGAAAUUCGGCAAGAGCCUGAGCAACCAGAUCGAGGAAACCUUGCCCGAAUGGAGAGACAAGUUCCUGUCUUACAAGGAGCUCAAGAAGAAGCUCAAGGUCAUGGAGCCACGUGGCGUCGACAAUCGCCCAAACAAACGUUCCAGAUCCGAUCCCAAUUCUGUUGACGCUGACAUGACCAAGGAGGAGCUCGAUUUCAUCCGCCUCCUCGAGGACGAGCUUGAGAAAUUCAAUUGCUUCUUCGUCGAGAAAGAGGAAGAGUACAUCAUCAGAUUGAAGGAAUUGAAGGACCAAGUGGCAAAGGCAAGGAAUUCCAAUGAAGAGGUGAUAAAUAUUAAGAAAGAGAUUGUAGACUUUCAUGGAGAAAUGGUCCUCUUGAUGAAUUACAGUGCUCUUAACUAUACAGGAUUAGCAAAGAUUCUAAAAAAGUACGACAAAAGAACGGGUGCUCUUAUCCGACUACCAUUCAUCCAAAAGGUUCUGCAAGAACCUUUCUUCACGACUGACCUGCUCAACACAUUUGUGAAAGAGUGCGAGGCGAUGCUCGACCGCCUCUUCCCAUGUUACAAAAGUCGUAUCCUAGAGGAAGAAGGAGAGCCAACAACUUCUGGAGCAGCAACCGACAGUCCUGAUCUUCUCAGAGUUCCAAAAGAACUGUCUGAGAUCGAGUACAUGGAGAGCUUGUAUAUGAAGAGCACUGUGUCUGCAUUGAGGGUAUUAAAGGAAAUCCGCAGCGGUAGCUCCACAGUUAGCGUCUUCUCGUUGCCACCGUUACAGGGGAGUGGAUUAGAAGAUGAUUCCUGGAAGAAGAAAGUUGGCGUCCUCGAACAAGUAGCCAAAUGA
Messenger RNA from Arabis nemorensis, 843 nucleotides. The record is from the annotation of a GenBank genome assembly. NCBI's taxonomy places the organism in Eukaryota, Viridiplantae, Streptophyta, Magnoliopsida, Brassicales, Brassicaceae.